Molecule: messenger RNA, 1377 nt
Organism: Vitis vinifera (wine grape)
Lineage: Eukaryota; Viridiplantae; Streptophyta; Magnoliopsida; Vitales; Vitaceae
Product: phenolic glucoside malonyltransferase 1
Exons: 1
Coding region: 1-1377 (458 amino acids)
Source: RefSeq, a predicted model, not a curated record
AUGGCUUCAUUUGAAACGGUAAAUGUCUUAGAGCGCUGCCAGGUCGCUCCACCUCCGGUCAUGGUUGAUGAGAAGUCAAAGUCACUUCCUCUCACCUUUUUCGACAUGCCAUGGCUGCAUUCCCAUUUGAUGGAAAGUCUUAUCUUUUAUGCAUUCCCCCACCCCAAGACCCACUUCAUAGAAGCCAUAAUUCCUAACUUCAAGCACUCUCUUUCACUCGCUCUCAGGCACUUUUACUUUCUUGCUGGAAAUCUAAUAUUUCCUCCAAACUUCACCAAGCCUGAAAUUCGCUACAAGGAUGGUGAUUCAGUUUCAUUAAUCUUUGCUGAGAGUACCAGAGAUUUUAAUUAUUUGAUCGGCAAUCACCCACGUAAUGUAGCUGAAUUUCAUCCUCUUGUACCACAAUUAUCACCUGUCUCCAUGUCCUCUAGCAUACUAGCCGCUCCCCUUCUGGCCAUCCAAGUGACUCUUUUUCCUAACUUUGGAAUUUCUUUGGGAUUCACCUUUCCCCAUUCUGUUGCAGAUGGCAAUACAUUUUCUCAAUUCGUACGGCUAUGGGCUUCAAUUAAUAAACUAGGAGAAGAGACCGCCAUGUUACAAGAUCGUAUUCUCCCCUUCUAUGAUAGAACUGUGGUGAAGGACCCUCUCGGAAUAGAGUCCAUUUUUUGGAACCAAGUGGGGAAGAUAAAGUUCGAAGGAUAUCGACCUCGGCCUCCUACAAACAACGUCCUAGCCACAUUUGUACUCAGCCAAGAGGAUCUCCAGCGACUCAAAAGAUGGGUUGCAGCCAAAUGCCCUACGUUAUCACAUGUAUCAAGUUUUACAGUAGCAUGCGCUUAUGUAUGGGCUUGCAUGGCUAAAGCUCGAGCAAAGAGUGGUGAAGAUGUGGGUGAGAAUGAGCCGGAGCAUUUGGCUUUUGUGGGGGACUGUCGAGCCUAUUUUGAUCCACCCAUACCUGCAAACUAUUUCGGUAAUUGCUUGGCUCCAUGUUCAGCGACAGUGAAGAGUUUGGAACUGAUUACAGAAGAUGGCUUCAUAGUUGCAGCCAAUACUAUAGGAAAGGCAAUUCAAGAAAGACUUCGAAACAAAGAAGGAAUUCUGAAAGGGUUGGAGAAAUGGAUGUCGAAUUAUAAAUCUUUAAAUCCAAAGAGAAUAUUUGGAGUCGCUGGAUCGCCAAAGUUUUCGUGUUAUGAUAUAGAUUUUGGGUUAGGCAGACCUUGCAAGGGAGAAAUCAUAUCGAUAGACGUGACAAAAUCCAUAUCACUCAAUGAAGGCAGAAACAAUAAAGAAGAUGUCGAGAUUGGCUUAUCAUUUCCCAAGAUUAAGAUGGAUGUUUUUACCUCUAUCUUUGUUAAUGGUCUCAAGAUUUACGAUUAG